AAUUUAAAAACGAGUCGCGGUUGUUGGAGAACGGAACCAUACUAUUACUUACGGCUGCAUAACAACAAUCUCUCGGUUCUCCCAGCGAGGUCCUAUCUGCCAGUGGCGUUCGGCACAGCUGAGAUACAAUGGCCAACAUAAUCCUUGCCGAGCAGGAAAAUGCACGUCUCCAUGGACCCACACUGAAGAUGCGACCGCGACUUCAGUCUGCUCCAGAGAAACUCGUCAGGUCUUCUGUGAUUGCCAAAACCAUGAGCACUCCUCUGCCAUCUGGACGUAAAGCUUUUGGUGCGGUCAACAAAAACUUGACCCCUGCAGUCAACGCGCAAGUGCAGAAACUACUAAAGCCUCAGGAAACUAAGGUAGAAAAUGCUGCUCACUCCAAAGUGGAGGAAUAUCCAGACAUGGAACAGAUCCACUCUUAUGACCCACUGGAAUUUGAAAAGUACAGCAUACCUGAAGACGUGGUCCUUCUCAGUCGCUUUGCUCUGCCUGGACUGGCAUCUUUCCCACCAUCUCCCCAUCUGUGUGAAGAGGACCAGGAUAAGUUUGAUCCUCUCCCACAACCAUCACCUGUGAAGAUGCCAAAACGUUCAGAUUAUUACUCGGAGUUGGAGGCCUUUCUUCAAACAAUUGAUGAGCUGACUGUUGAACUCCCGCCAGAUCCUGUUACUGACUGAAGUUAACUGACUGUUAAAUGAAUGCUCGUUGCUUUACUCUUCCUUUUUAUUGAAAUAAAGUCAUUUUAUCCUUCCCA
Messenger RNA from Solea senegalensis (Senegalese sole), 757 nucleotides. RefSeq names its product PTTG1 regulator of sister chromatid separation, securin (gene pttg1). The transcript has 6 exons. The record is from RefSeq and is a predicted model, not a curated record. Gene Ontology annotation, cellular component: nucleus; cytoplasm. The coding region runs from base 129 to 680 and encodes 183 amino acids. Gene Ontology annotation, biological process: chromosome organization. Lineage: Eukaryota; Metazoa; Chordata; Actinopteri; Pleuronectiformes; Soleidae.